Molecule: messenger RNA, 731 nt
Organism: Eucalyptus grandis
Lineage: Eukaryota; Viridiplantae; Streptophyta; Magnoliopsida; Myrtales; Myrtaceae
Exons: 2
Coding region: 21-533 (170 amino acids)
Source: RefSeq, a predicted model, not a curated record
GUAGAUAAGAGGAAAUCUAAAUGGCGAAAAUGGAAAAUAGAUACCUCCUCGAUAUAAAGGUCCUUUCCUUUGCAACAAUUCACGGACGCGCCUUCCCUCUCUCGCUCGCUUCCCGGCCAUUCUCCGAUUUCCCCCCGAAGAAGAAGAAGAAGGAAGAAGAAGAAGAAGAAGAAGAUGGGUUCGGCAGACGACGAGCUGGAGGAUUUCUUCCCACAGAAGCAGCGCGUCAGGAACCCUCUCGUACCAGUAGGUGCUCUCGUGACUGCUGGAGUGCUCACAGCGGGUUUGAUAAGUUUCAGACGAGGGAACUCUCAGUUGGGACAGGUGCUAAUGAGAGCUCGUGUGGUGGUCCAAGGUGCAACAGUUGCCCUUAUGGUUGGCACUGCCUAUUACUAUGGAGGAAAUCCCUGGAAAUCACAUUAAAAACACGAAAAUUUUUGUCUUUCUUAUCUUUUGAUUAUUUUGUAUCAAUGCUGGCUACAUUUAUAAUGAGGGGCUACUUCAAUCUGAAUCAGCUUUAUGGCCACAAUUAGUUGUCAUUUGCGAGCGUAAUAACAUUCGGAUUUCGGUGAAUAAGUUGACUUGCAAAGCGAAAUAUUGAUUCAUAUAUAAGUUUUAUGUAAUUUCUUUUGCUACUAUUCUUUUCCAACCCCUUGUAGAUUACUGGAUCCUUUAAGUGUCUGUUUGGGUUCUCUCUGGUUUUUGGAUCUGGAAUUUAUUUGGAUUGAGUU